AAGAAAUCAAAAAGAAAAAAUUUAAUCAGAGUUUCUAUCUUCCCCUUUUCUUUCUUCAUUUUAUUUUGGUGUGGGAAUUUCCAGUUCAGGGCUAGGGUUUAAGGUACAGGGAAACAGGGUAAAAUCGGAGAUGGCGAUGACACAGUGGUGCAGCACAGUAGCGAGGAGACUGAUGACUGUUAUGGAGCAACGAAUGGCAUAUUCAUCUUCAGCUGCUCCGUCGGCGGCGAUGGGAGGUCCGAUCCUUUGCGGACGAGGGGACAAGAGGACGAAGAAAGGGAAGAGAUUCAAAGAUUCGUAUGGAAAUUCAAGACCUAAAAAGGAGAAGAAAAUUGAACGCAUCAAGGAUAAAGUUGAGGUCCCCAGGUCUACACCUUGGCCUCUUCCUUUCAAACUCAUUUGAUUUCAUUUUCUGUACCCUUCAAAAAAAAUCUAGUCUUGUUUCUCUUUGCCAUUAGAAGAUAGAUUAUGUUUUUCUUAUGAUGAAUCUGAAUGUACUGACGUCUGGGCAAAAUUGUGUUUCAAUUGCUUUGUUUAGCCUUACGAUUUGCAUUCCAUAUGGCAUUCUAGAAUUAGGAGUUGAGAAUAAAUGCUGAAUUACUGUGUCUGUUUCACGAAGGACACUGAUUAAUCGGUGCCUAAUCAAAAUCACUUUUGGUUA
Molecule: messenger RNA, 661 nt
Organism: Solanum lycopersicum (tomato)
Lineage: Eukaryota; Viridiplantae; Streptophyta; Magnoliopsida; Solanales; Solanaceae
Product: small ribosomal subunit protein bTHXm
Biological process (GO): plastid translation
Cellular component (GO): plastid; ribosome
Source: RefSeq, a predicted model, not a curated record